Molecule: messenger RNA, 3801 nt
Organism: Tetrahymena thermophila SB210
Lineage: Eukaryota; Ciliophora; Oligohymenophorea; Hymenostomatida; Tetrahymenidae
Product: transmembrane protein, putative
Exons: 10
Source: RefSeq, a predicted model, not a curated record
AUGAAUAUAAAUAUAACUUUAGUUUGUUUAGCUAUCUUAUUUAUCAUCAAAAAGGCUUUUUGUUAGCCUUGUGAUUUCAUAGGAGAAACAGCUAUGAAAAAGAUUAAACUCACUGAGAUAUAUCAACAAUUCUAAGCUAAUUAAUGCAAAUUAUUAACAAUAAAUAAUGUUUAAAUCGAUUGCAGUGAUAUAGAUACAACAAAAUUAAUGUUUACUUUUAAGAUCAACGAUUUAGAGUUAACUAAGUCUGUGUUUUCAUGUGAUAAUAUAGAAGUUUAAGCUAAAAAUGCUAUUAUAAAUGAUAGCUUUUUAGGAAGAGACAAAAUUGGGAGAUGCUGUUCAUUUUUAGAUCAAUACAAUUUUUAUUUAUAAGCAAGCGAAACUAUUACCUUAAAAGGAAUGGUAAGGCACUAAAAAGGAAAAUAUGGAAUGCUUAUUUUUAAUGCCGAUAAAGAAAUCAAGCUAACUGAUGCCACAGUAAUAGCUGGAAAUAUAGCUAUUCACUCUCUUUCAGAUAUUUCAAUUAAAAACUCAGAAGUUUCAUCAUAAUUUAUUUUUUGUCAUGAGAGUCUUCAAAAUUAGUAUAGCAUAUAGAAUUAAUAUGCUCCUGAGAAAUUCAUGCAAAUUCAAUAUGUUUAAUAAGGAGAUGUAAAAGUAGCUCAAUAUGAAAUAGUAAAAAUUCAAGAUAUUUUAAAAGAUAACAAAAAUAAAUUUGAUUUUACUACAGACUAUGAUUUCCUCUAUGAUGCUCUUAAAUACUAAUAUUCUAUUCUAAUUUAUUCCUAAGGUAUUAUAACAGUAUCUGAUAAUUCUAAUUUUGAUGGUUCAAGAAUGGCUUUCUUUUCUUCUGUCUAUGUGAUAAGCAAGGAUUCUUUACUUAACUCUACUGCAUAAGGUUGUCCUGCAGACUAUGGUCUUGGGAAAGGAUUAUACUUUGAUACUGUAGAAAAUUGUGCACCAAAUGGUGCCAGCUAAGCAAGUUAAGGAGGAAUAGGUUUACCUAAACCAGAUAAAAAUGGCAAUUUUUUAUAGCAGGAUAUUAAUUAAUGCGUAUUUUAUAAGUAGCAAACGAGCUUUAUACUGCAAAAUAUUCCUUAUUCUUAUUCAACUUUCUAUGAAGGAAGUGGAGGCUCGUUUAGAGAUGCAAACAAAAGGUUUUAUGGUUUAGGCUAAGAAGGAGCAGGUGGUGGUAUGAUAUUUAUUUAUACAUCAAAAGAAGCUUACAUAGAUGGAUAUCUGGAAUCUAAUGGUGCUUCCUUAUAAAUAUUAAAUGGAAGUGGUGGAUCUGGUGGAGCGAUAUUGAUUAAAGCUACUAAAAUACAUGGACAAGGAAAGAUAUCUGCUUAAGGUGGUGCUUCAGAUUAGUAUGGAUUAAGUGGUGAGGGAGCAGGUGGAAUAAUUAAUAUGUAUCAGCUGAAUUGGGAUAUUGAUAAAAAUAUUAACUAAUUUAAUGGAACUAUAAAUAUAAAUUAAGGACAAAGAUCCUUUUAAUCUUACAACUUGAGUUAAUCAUAAAUAGAGCAAGUAUAAGCCAACAAAGGAACAUUCAUAUCAUUUAUUUGUCCUCCAGGUUAUGAACCUUAAUAAAAUGGAUUUUGCAAGCCAUGUGAUGUGGGUUUCUACAAGAGUGGUUUAGUAGGAAAGUGUAUUAAGUGUUAAAAGCCUAUGCAAUUUGAUAAAAUAGUUGUGCCUACAAAGGAUUAAUCUAAAUUUGAAUCUUUAGGGGAUUGCUAUUAAAAUUGCAUUGAAUUUAAUUGUGAUCCAUUGAGGAUUUAUGUAAAAAAUGUCAUCAGUAUAAAAAUAAUUCCUUUCUUUAUAGCUUACCUAGCCGUUCUGUGUUUGGGUUAUAUUUCGAGAAGAAUUUUAAGGAUGAAACCCAAAAAAAUAGAUUCAAUUCCUAUUUAGCAUGUGAAGUAUGAUUACGAUGAUAGCAUUUUUGCUACAGAGUGCAAAGAAAAGGAUAUAUUCUUUUAUAGAGAUCUUUUGUAUCACAAAUAUCGUCUCCAAUUUUAUGGAGAAAAUAAUAUCAACAGUCAAUGGUACCUCUAACCUUAAAUACCAGAAGGAACAGAGUAAAUUUUUGACUAAAGAGACUUUGCAGAAUUUGCAUAGAAAGUUAACUAGACUCUCAAGUGGAAAAAAAUUGAUAUUAUCAUUCUGAAUAUUUUAAAUUAUCUUUAUUAUCCUCUUUAUUGGUUUUACCUCACCAAAGUUUAAAAGAAAAUUUACAAAAAAAUCAAAGACAAAAUACACGACGAGCCUUAUCCAAAAUUUUUAAAAGGCUCUGAUGCUGUGCAACAGAAAUACAUAAGAAUGAAAAUAACCAAAAGUGAUGACUACUCUAUACUUUCUUUAGAUUUAUUCAAUUAUAGUAAAAGAAACUAAAAAUAUUUUAAGAAGACUAUUCCAACGAUUAUUCAUUUCAGUGGAGAAGGAAGUUACUUGAAGCCAUAUUACAUUUGGCCUAGAGACCACUUUUUGCAGAGUGUUUUCUACUCGACCAAUAGCAGAACUUUAAAGAAUAAAGGAAAUCCAAACAAUGUCAACGUUUUUUGCAGCAACUAUAAAUAUCAUAGAGAAAAUAGUCAGACUUUUGAGAAGUUUAUUUAAGAACUUAAUAAGAUAUCAAGUACUAUUGAUUUUUACUCAGACAAGAGCUAUUUGUUUAAGUGCUUCUAAGAACUCAUACAACACUGUAGAUAAUUUAAUGAGGAUUUCUUGUAUUAGCUUGAUCUUAAGUUACAAAUUCUGAUUAUGGAAAUACCAUUUAACGAUUAUAUAGACGUUGAAACUCGAUAACUAACUAAUUAGCUUCAAAACUUCUAAGAAUCAUAUAAAUAAAGAAUUACUCUAGUUGAGGAUGAAAAUUCAUUGUCAUUUUAAAAAACUAUUGAGCGUAUCCAAAUUUAAAAAAUGAUUCAAAGUCCAAUUGACAUGAAGGUGUCUCUUUUUAUAUUUAGUACAUCAGAAGAUAUUGAAGAACUUAAAAUUAAUUUGAUUCCCGAAUUGGAAAUAGAACAAGAAGCUUUUCAAUCAAAAAUAUAGUAGUAUAACUCUACUCAUACAGUCAAUCCUUUCAAUUCUAUUGACUAUCAGUCUACAAAACAUUCUAAGAUAGAAUAAUAAGCUAAUCUAUAAGACUAAAAAGACGAAUUCAGAGAAAGUAGAGUUAAUAAGCAAUCCAUAACUGAGUUUAUGUAAAAUAUAAUCGACAAAUAAAAUAAUAAUUAAACUAACGACUAAGAUAAAAAAGACAUGAAGAAAAUAUAUAAGAAACUUGAAAAAAAAUAAAAGACUUUUUCUAAAAUAAUUAUUUAAAUUGGUAUAUUAAUGGGAUUCUUAAGAUUCCUAUUCUUAUCUCAUAGAAAUACAAAAACAGAGAAAGAAAUGCUCAUUUACGUUCUGACUGUUUUUAUUAUUUUAGAUAUUUUUUCAAUGACUUUCUUCUUUAAUAAUAUUUAUUAUGCUAAAGUUGAAAAUUUCUAAUUUUUCGAUUUUAUUCUUGUCUUCAUACCAUUCCCUUUCGUGCUCAUUAUCACACCAUUUAUUGGAUUAUUUUUGCUAACAAAUUAAUCAUACGGUAUGGGGAAGGCAUAUUUUAUUUUUAACUUCAUGGCUUUGAUAGUUAUAUUGAUCAGUCUAUUCUUAUCUUUGAUAUAUAUCCCAUAUGAGGGUUUUAAUUUACCUAUUUUCUUUAUCAAGAUGAGCAACAUCGUCAUUAAGUUAUUAAUAAGUUAUUGUGGAAAUUACUCCCUCCUUGCUUUGGACAAGCUAAAUAGAACUACUAUGUAUAAAAAGUGA